AUGCGCCCCGCGCCGCUGCUCGGGCUCCUGCUCUGGGCGCCGCUGCUCUGGGCGCCGCCGGUGCGCGUCACCCGCCACGGCGUCCACUGGAACGGCAGCAACCCCAGGUUCCUGCGGGACGACUACUCCAUCCAGGUGGCCAUCAAUGACUACCUGGACAUCUACUGCCCGCACUACGAGGGGGCCGUGCCCGCCGGCCGGGCAGAGACCUUCACGCUCUUCAUGGUGGACCGGGAGGGUUAUCGCGGCUGCUACGAGACCCCCGGUGCCUUCAAGCGCUGGGAGUGCAACCGGCCCCGGGCGCCCUUCGGGCCCGUCCGCUUCUCCGAGAAGAUCCAGCGCUUCACCCCCUUCUCGCUCGGCUUCGAGUUCCAGCCGGGGGAGACCUACUACUACAUCUCCGUCCCCAGCCCCGAGAGCGCCGGGCGCUGCCUGAAGCUGCGCGUCACCGUCUGCUGCCGAGGCACCACACCGGAGCCGGUGACAGAGGUGCCCAAUUCGCAGCCCCACGGGCGUGGGGGGCCCGAGGGUGAGUACGGGGUGGCCAGGGAGUAUCAGGGGGCCUGGGGACUGUUCCUCACCGCCAACCCCCUCGAGCCCGUGGGGCAGCCCCAGGCCACGACCCACCUGCCGGACCUCCACAAAGCCGAGCCGGGGCCGGGAGCUCCGGGCUGGAAGGGCUGUCGCUUGCCACCGGCAUCGCCGCACGCCGGGAUUGCCACGGGUCAGCACCGCCGCACACCGGGAUCGCCGCACACCGGCAUCGCCCCCACGGCAUCACCCCGGCACUGGGCUCCCCUCAGCAAAUGCCUCCUCUGCCCCACGGCCGCCACCUCAUCUCGUGCCUUCCCCCGUGGACCCCCCGCCCCAGGGGGCCCAGGGACCCCCCAGGCCCUGGAGCGGGGCAGCAGCUCCGAUGGCAGCGUCGGCCACUGCCGUGUCCUCCUCCUCCUCUGGUGA
Molecule: messenger RNA, 960 nt
Organism: Lepidothrix coronata (blue-crowned manakin)
Lineage: Eukaryota; Metazoa; Chordata; Aves; Passeriformes; Pipridae
Product: ephrin-A4-like
Exons: 6
Coding region: 1-960 (319 amino acids)
Biological process (GO): ephrin receptor signaling pathway; axon guidance
Cellular component (GO): plasma membrane
Molecular function (GO): ephrin receptor binding
Source: RefSeq, a predicted model, not a curated record